UGUAAUUUAAUAACUCGUUUUGUUAUAUUCGGUGUUAUUAUCAAAUCUCAUUCUAUUUCGAGCUGGCUUCAAAUUAUAUCGCUCAACAAUUCAGACGUGACUCUCUAUUAUUAUGCGGCUGAGGAAGAGUUCUGCGAUAUCUAAGAAGUUCCGCUGUAGAAUCAAAAGUUCUGUUAUAGUCAAAGCUUCAUUUACAUGCUGAUUUACAACGUCGCAUUCGAGGCCAGCAGCUGAUGCAAUUCAAUACCAACAACAACAACAGCAAGAGUUGCGAUUGUGUGGCGUCUAUUAUGGAGCUAUAAAAACGACAGACAAAGUCACAAAUGGGCAACAGUCAGCGCAGUGCAACUUGCAAAUAUGUGGAAGCAGCAAAAUCUCAGCGUCCCUCUCGUCAUCUCCAUCUGCAUCCAUUGUCUGAUGCAAGUCUUUGCUGGCGCUUUGCCCAUGGAAGUGCCUCGCUAUAAUCAACUAGGACAUAAGCCACCGCAAGCAACCAACUCCAGUGCCCACAACAGCAGCCUGGUGCCAACAACAGAUCGCUUGGGUGGGAAGCGUCCAGAGCAGACAGUUACGACGGCCGCGCCACAGUUUGAAUAUGCAUUACUCGGCCAUGAUCCUGAGGAUCAGCGUUGGUAUCGCGUCAGUUUGACGCCCACCAACAACAACAACAACAACAAAUUCGGUUACCGCGCCCAGUUUGCAACAAGAAAAUCUCCGCCCUUCGAUGCACAGCUGGCGCAUAAACAUGAUAAGACCAUACAAGAGUUGCUCAACUUUUUAGAAAGAUCCGAGGAGCACAAUCUACUCAAGGUCUACGGCCAAUUGUUGGCUAGCGAAGAUCACGACGAAUCAAACAAUAAAUUGGAAGUCAAACAGCUAUUGAAAUCGAACGGCAAUCGACCACUGUUGCUGGUGGGCGAAUUGCCAGCAAAUACCACGCCCCCACACAAUAAGGGGCAAAAUGGCACUGAAGUCUCAAUGGUCAAGAAUUUUGUGUACUUUAUCAAGGGCUUAAAAUAAUUUUUUAACUUUCAUUAUCAUAUUUUGCAGAAUCCCACAACUCCAAAAUAUAAAAUCUAUCAUCAUUAUUUAUGCAACAAUUAUCUGUAAAAGAAUGAAAAAAUAUAUAUUUAUG
Molecule: messenger RNA, 1135 nt
Organism: Drosophila nasuta
Lineage: Eukaryota; Metazoa; Arthropoda; Insecta; Diptera; Drosophilidae
Exons: 2
Coding region: 358-1020 (220 amino acids)
Source: RefSeq, a predicted model, not a curated record